Messenger RNA from Rubroshorea leprosula, 1728 nucleotides. Lineage: Eukaryota; Viridiplantae; Streptophyta; Magnoliopsida; Malvales; Dipterocarpaceae. The record is from the annotation of a GenBank genome assembly.
GAGGAGGCCAAUGGUCGCCCUUUCUUGCCCUCCCCGUUUGACGACUUUCAAGGUUCAUCCUUUGGGGUUGGAUUUUGGAGAAUACAUCUAAUUUAGAUCUUAAGACAUCUUUCUGUUUUAGUAUUUCAUAAUCCGUAUGAUUAAGAUCUACCUGUCAAAGAAGUUACAUUAUUCUGCUAAUGUCCGAAGUGCUAUCAUUUUUAGCCCGCUGUGUGUUAGCGUGCGUGUACGUCCAUUGAACUUGUGGAUUCUGUCUAUGAGUCUUCUGACCAGAAAAGGGAAACAAAUUAAGGUUGAAAUGGAAAAGGAAAUGAAAAAACUGCUGUAGAGAGUCAGAGACAGAGGUUCAUUUCAUUGAAAGCACAUUGAUAUGGCAUAGAAAGACAAAUUUCAGACUGCUUGCAACAUUUCUUCACAUCUCUCACGGGUAAACAGCAAGACAAACUUACAAUGCUAUUCAAUAUUCAUCUUCUUGCUCCAUCCAGUAAAUCAGCAACAAGAUACAGCGUCGGACAAUGUGCAGCCUAGCACACUUCUCCUUCAAGGCCCUACAUAUCUGAAACUGAAGUCUGCCUUGUUGGUUUUUUAAAACAAAGAAAUGGAGAGAACCGAGAGGAAGAUGAAAAACAGAGCAUAAGCUGAAAUGGAGAGAACUCUGCAGCAUGCUUGGUCCCUUGGCAGCUCUACAGCCUCUGUGCAGCUUAGCUUUCUGCACUUUGCUGCCAUUUUGUGCAGCUUUCAUUUUAUUUGCAUUUGAGUUUGCAUUUUCAUUUCAUGUGCAUUUCAUUUGCUGUUUGCAUUUGCUGCCCGUUGCAGCCUCAUUUCAACCUCAUUUCAUCAACAUUGCAGCUCCGCUUGCUGCACAUUGUUGCUGUCAUUUUACAGCUUCAUUUUCACCAUAUUUGCAGCUAAAUUGCUGCCAUAUUUGCUGUCAAAUUGCAACUUCAUUUGCUGUCAAUUUCCAGCCUCAUUGCUGCCAUUUCAUGGCAGUUUCAUUUCUUCAUUUCUGCAGAUUUGAUUGCCACGUUUCUAGCAAUAAUUCCAACAUGCCUUGCCUCUCUGGACAUCCCUCUGCCAAGAGUUCCUCUCUCAUGUUGCCUUCUGUGAAUGUUAGAGGAGUAGGAAAUGGUAAAGGUAAAUAUGAACACAGAAGGAGACUGUCUGGAGUUUUCAAAGACUUUUGCAUUCAGAUGCUGCCAUUUUGCUUCUCUGGCAUCUUUCCAUGGAGGAAUUGCUGGAUAGCUGUUUCCAUACAAACCAAGACAGGACAUUAUAUAGUAGUAUAUGGAGAAAAUCAAGAAUUAUGCUUCUAUUAUCUGCAAAGUAUUCUUCAUGGGCUUUACUUUGCUACUUCUACUAGACAAGUUGCAAUUGGGAAUUAUCAGCAUUCUCAGAUGAUGAUGAUGAGGAUGAAUAACAAAUACUUCUAGCAAAUUAUUGGAUGUUUCUUUGUGUUUACUAUUAUGACUUCAAAAUAUGCUGGCCUGGACAAUGACAACCCUCAAAGAAGGAAAAGAAGCCUGAAUGUCUCUUAAAUGGUGUCAAUGUUUUCGAAGUUCUAAAUUCCAGCAAAGUAAAAGUAUGCGCCAAAGUUCCUCAGCUCGUUCCUGUACUUUAUCCGACCAUGGCAGAAGCUGCCAUAAUUGAUCAUGGUGUGAUGUUAUUAAUUGUUAACCUCAUUCACAGAUUUUUCUUGAGCACUUUGAUUAAUUAAGAAUGAACAGAAAA